Messenger RNA from Caenorhabditis remanei, 990 nucleotides. RefSeq lists its product as uncharacterized. The record is from RefSeq and is a predicted model, not a curated record. The coding region runs from base 1 to 990 and encodes 329 amino acids. Lineage: Eukaryota; Metazoa; Nematoda; Chromadorea; Rhabditida; Rhabditidae. The transcript has 6 exons.
AUGCAAUACUUCGACGACAUCAUUCUAUUUGGAGAGUUUGAAUGUCGAGAAGCAUUGGAAAGAGAAGUGAAAAGACAUCGAUACUGGAAGACCAAGGCAGUCAAGAAAUUGAAUUUCGACAGGAUUGAAACAUCUACAAGUAUUCAGUACAUUCUGGGGUCAUUCACUGAGGCCAGAUCGACUUCUGAAGCAAAUGAGGCGGCUAACUUCGCAGAGAUGAGUGAGGCUUCUUGCUCAAUGUCAGGGGGAGGAGCGUUAAGUCCAUGGGAUUUCGAAGUGAUGCCGAAUCAGUUGUUUGUUGAUCAGGUUAGCGUCUUCGAAAUGCCCGGUUCGAGUCAAAUAAAUCCGUGCUCUGCUUGCAAUUCGGAAGGCACCAUUCACUGUUUUCAUUGUAGAGGAUAUGGAACAGACAAGUGCUCAUUUUGUAUAGGAACCGGUAUGAAGUCAGAAGUGGCCCACCCGGCUGUCUACACUCAUCCAAUGAUUGCCACAUUCCCGCCACAUUCCCACAUGCAGAUCUGUCACGUGGAUAUGCAUCAUCGUCGACUGGUCAGGCACGGUGGGUCUGGAAGUGAAAGCAAUUCUUACGGAAUCGGAACCCCUAUGCAUUUCAUGUCAAAAACUGGAGUACCACCACCUGGAAUUGGUACCCAUGAUUUGUGUUACAUGUGUCAUGGAAGAGGAAUAAAAGAGUGUCAUCAUUGCAAGGGAGGCGGGAAGAAGCCGUGUACUUCUUGCUCUGGAACGGAUAAUUCCCAUCUCGAAGUACCCCAAGUGGACGUGAAUAAUAUGUCGAAGCUCUUCUGUGCCCAACAUCUUCAGAAAUGUAUGGGAGUGUGUCGAGUGAUUAGGCAACGUCACUACAUGAAUGUAAUUCCAAUCAGUAAAGUACACUUUUCAUUAGGAAAUGAGAAAGGAAUAUUCUAUGUUUAUGGAACACAGAAACUGUGUUUCUUCCCUAAUUUCCCGUCGAAAUGUGUGAUUUUAUAA